GCAGCUGGCGAGAUCUCCUGUGGGAACCCGGCGCUUCCCACCCCUUCUCUAUCUCUCCUUCCAUCCUCCUAUCCCACCACAGCACAGCCGGGAGUCUUACCAAGCUUUGUCCCCCUGCAUGCUCUCCCGUUCCCUGGACUGAGCCCUGGCACCAAGAUCCCUGGACCGCCUCAGGCCUGUAAAGGAGCUGUUUUUCCUGGCCCAGUUCCUGGAACUUUCCAGCAUGGUCUCGCACAUGGUAACUCCAUGCUGUGCUCUAGCACGCUUCAUCUUCUGUCUGUCCCUGUUUCCUCUUCUGCUCCUCUUCAUUCUUUUACACCAUGGCUCUUUGGUUUAGAUGGAAGCCAGAUCCACACAGAUGGUCAUAACACUCAGAGAAAACUACAUUAAUAGCCAUUAGAACGAGAUUAAAGACGGCUGAUACAUACAGCAAAUUUUCCACUUUUUGUAAGAUCUUGAAGAUGGAGUUAAUAUGACUGAACAUGGAUAAGAAUUCGAAUUAAAGAAGCAGAUUAUGGCUCGGCAAAGAGACUUUUCAUUUGUAUAUUUUUGAAUCAAAACUCCUUUGAAGUAAAAAUGCCUUUAUCCAUAAUGGACAUAUGGACAAUAAUGGAAGUCUUUUGUUUCUCAGAGUAUUACGAUUAGAACUUGAAUGAUAUGACAAGCCAUGUCACCUCAGUGCAGUCCUAUGCACUUGUAAUGCACUUACUUUAAAAACUUGAAGGCAAAUACUACUUAUCUAUUCAUAGCUUUGCAACUGUCAUGUCUCUCUCUCAGAGGCCGUCUUAUCAGUGAAGAUUCACAAUCCUGACCUAUUUAUGAAAAGUAACUGGAACUAUAGUAAAUUACAUGUGGUGUAGGUUAUCACUAUUAUUUUCAAGUACAUGUGUGCAAUGAAAAGUAAAUGAACUCAUCUGUUUUACCUUAAUCUGUUGUUAAAGGCAGAGACUGCACUUUUUCUUGUUGUUGGACUGGGUAAUGAAUUGAUGCCAGUGGAAUGAUCUCAGGGCUGUUUAAGUACAAUAGCCAAGUUAUGGAGUAAUGCUGCAAAAUAUGUAGAUAUUUGCUUUUGUUUUUGAACUUACUGAAAAUUACUUUGGAAAAAGAAAUUGAAUCAUGAUUCAUUGAAUGGAAAAAUAAAGUGUCCUA
Pimephales promelas (fathead minnow) is the source of this 1149-nucleotide messenger RNA. NCBI's taxonomy places the organism in Eukaryota, Metazoa, Chordata, Actinopteri, Cypriniformes, Leuciscidae. The record is from RefSeq and is a predicted model, not a curated record.